CACCCGAUUAUGCGUAUUUUCAUGGAAUACACGACAGAGGAAGAGCCCCCUACAUCGCCACCCACUUCACGCAGACCUCUGCCGACCACUGUACAAACAUGGCAUACAACUUUCAUAUAUACGCCAGCAGAGCCAAGAAACACACCACUUCCACCGACCUUGGACAUAACGCAGCUCAUCCUACAAACUACAUCCGAGAUCCAAACUAACAGUGCAAAAUCGUUCUUGACAAAUUCCGACAAAGGUCCAGAUUCAUCUUCAAAUGGGACUUCCUUCACGCCCGGUGAAAACCGUAUCACAAGGGGAGUCUCAAACACAGCAAUUGCAUCCGCAGAGGGAGACCAUAACAAUCGCAGUAUACCAUCCACGCCAACACUGACUUCAAUGGAAGCGUCUCAACCGUCGUCUUUUCUCAGCCGUGGAGCCAUAAUAGGCAUUUCAGUGUCAGUUAUUGUCAGCGGAUUCCUAUUGGCAGCGGUUGUCCUGCGUAGGUAUCGCUCUUCCAGGCGUCUAACGGAAGGUGGCCAGAACCCACUCAACUGUAUUAACGCUGUAGAGAGCAAUUCAGGUCAUCCGGAUGGCCCUGUCGCCAACACCCAAGACAUUGCCAUGUACGAGACCGUGCCAAAUGAUGUCUCGAAACGCACUAAACUAUCAGGAGCAACGCAAGGUAACAAGCAGUCCAAUGUUCCCAUGUACGAAAGCACAGCGUAUGUCAGCAUCACCAAGAAAUCGUGUGAUCUCACGGAGAGUUCUGCUUACGGAACCAACUCAGAUACCAACUAAAAAUUACGCAUUGCAAUUGUUCAAGCGGUACUUUUGACACAUUUUACAAGCACAUUGACACCGGAAUUAGUACCCCCCCCCCAUCUUUUUUACUUUAGCGGCACGCAUUCAUUACGUUUUCUGUCUUAACGCUCCCUUCUCACAUGUAUGUACCUCUGUCUUCACCAAUAUUGCAUUAAUAUAACCCUGAGGUUCGUAACUCCAGGCUGUUACAGAAGUUGAGUGAAAGAGUUGCUCAUGAGCUUCUCUUGCUGCAGUGAAUGGCAUGAUAGCGUGAGUAAGCUUUCCAGCUUUAAUUUUCUCACCACAAUGAUCAUAAAGUUGCCCAGGGUUUGGCUUGACUGCUAUCUGCAAAGUAGACGUUUCUCUCUUAUUAUCCCACUUCAUUCUUUUACACUGUUCUAUCACUUGGAUUUUUCAUUUUUCAAGGGUCACAAACCAUUAUGGUGCAAUUUCUAGCAAAAAGAGCACAGUUUAUAGCCGGUUUACAGCCGAAACCGCCUGGUGACAAUACAAU
Messenger RNA from Sycon ciliatum, 1303 nucleotides. RefSeq lists its product as uncharacterized. The transcript is spliced from 3 exons. The record is from RefSeq and is a predicted model, not a curated record. The coding region runs from base 10 to 786 and encodes 258 amino acids. Lineage: Eukaryota; Metazoa; Porifera; Calcarea; Leucosolenida; Sycettidae.